AUUCCGCCAAGUCGACAAGAAGCAUUUUCGUCGUCGACGUCGUCGUCUUUGCACGGGCUCCCGCACUCGUACGUGCAUGAAACGCCAGGACACCGGACAGUGACCCCCACGUCUACCACCGGGGACAAGGUGACUGUUUUGAAUUCGUCGUCGGUGAUAGAAAAGAUGUCUUUCUCCGUCUCUGACUUUGUGUUCCGUGCUGACCAUAACCUCGACUUACCCACCCUCUCCCGGCGGGGCCGCUGAGCUGCACCCGGCCUGCCGCCGCUGAGCUGCACCCGGCCUGCCGCUGUUGAGCGCCCGCGUCAACACAGCGCAGGCUCGUCUGAUUCCGAGCGUGUUGCUUCUCCGCCAUGGACGGCCCCCCUAAACUGUCCGGCGAGACCCUGAUCGUGCACCACAUCCCCCUGGUGCACUGCCAGGUGUCGGGGCGGCGGCGGGGGGUCUGCGGUGUCGGGAGUGGCUCUCUAAAGAGGGGCAACCCGUUCAGCCCCCCGGAGAACUUGGGCCUGAGUCGCACCACCUCCCUUCCGGAGAGGGACGUCCUCCAGAGGGAGGCGCUGCUCUACAGCAGCCUGAUUCAGACCUCCGCUCACAACACGGCACCGGAGAGGAAGGGCGGCGGCAGCACGGCUAGCGACGACUCCUCGUUCACCUCCAGCAUCUCCGACGAGCAACUGGUCGCGGCUCACACGAUACCCCGGGUCAAGACCAGGAGCCGCCACCCGCUACGCUGCAACCCAUUUCUGGUCAAGACUGACGACGAGGAGUAUGAGGAGGAGGACGACGAGGACGACGACAACCUGGCCGGCUAUCACGAGGACUCCUCCUUUCACCUCCACGGCCUCGCCGAGGGCGCCUCGCCGCCCUUCUGCCUGCGCGGCCUGAACUUUGCGUCAGAGUCACGCUAUCGGAAUGGCGCGAGCCAAAGCUCAGACCCGCCGGAACUGGGCCGGCGGCACGGCAGCAGCGGCUCCAACAUGUCGGUGGACUGCGGCGAGCACGAAUGGGAGGACGACGAAUACGAAGAUCCUCCCAUGCCUUGUGGCAUCAAGACGGGGUCCUACUCCUCAGGGUCUUUGGCGCAGCACUGCUCCUGCUGCACCGUGGCCCAGAACCUCUCCCAGGACUUCCCCGAUGCCUUCCCCGAAUGCCGGCGGGGCUACUGCAGCGACUCGUCGUGCAACAGCUCGGACGGCGUGCUAGUCAAUUUCAGCACUAUUUACAACAAGAUGAACAAUGGCGUCCCCGAGAAGCCAGGCAACCUGAACAGCCCUGCCGAGCGGCCCUCUGCCAUUGACCAGCGGGACCCAAUCGAGGGCGCCUUUUACUUGGACCUCCUCACAUCGCCCACGGAGCCUCCGCUGGCCUUCUCGCUUGGCCGAGAGCCUUCGUUGUCCGCCUACUCCUCCUGCUCGGCGGAGUACCAGGCCGCCGUGGAGCUGGACGCCAACUGCAACUCCUUCUGUCCGACGCCCGCAGGGGGGGGGGUGUCCUGCCUGCAGAGUCAGGCCCGGCUGGUGGUGGCCAGCCAGAAUUACUACAAACUGGUCACCUGCGAGCUGUCAUCCCAGUCUCCGCCCAGCCCCGCCGGAUCGUCCGUCCACAGUGGCUCAGAGGAGCAUAGCAGGGACAGCCCGCCAUGCUCCACCCAGCCCAGCGAGUACUUCCUGUUCCGGCAGAGGGCCAACCAGCAAGUGGAAGAUGAGGGGGAGGAUGAAAAGUCAGUGACGCAGCCUGUGGCGGCUAAAGAGGAUGAAGACGAGGAGGAGGCGGCGGACGAGCCAGACGCCCCUGCCGAUCUCCUCCAAGUGUACGUCAACGUGUCGCCCCCGCAGGACGAGCAGGACGCCGGCCGACUGCGAUCCCGCAGCUACGACCGCAACCUGGACAAGUCACCGGGACCCCACCCGGGCUCUCUGGAGCGCAUGCUGAGUUGCCCCGUGCGCCUUAACGAUGGGGGCGGCGCUCUGGCCGAGCCUCCUCCUGCACCGCCGCCCCGGGUCACCUCCUUCGCCGAGAUGGCCCGCAGCAAGCGGCGGCACGGCAGCUCGCCGUCCCUCAAGCCAGAUCCCUACUCCUCUGGCGAGUUCUCGCCCAGCCGGGAGGGUGACGCCGCGGGCCCCGGUUGUGGCCAAGACGCCACCCGGGAGACCGACGUUGAAGGCAGGUCCUCCAGCUGCUCCGACGUCCAUCCGGCUGUGGUGCGUUACGGCAAAGACCAGCGGCCCACCUCCCUCCCCAUCCAGCCCUUCACCUUCCACCACCAGCUGGCCCCUAAGCCCCCCCAGCCUAAGCCCCUGCCCCACCUGAUGACCGGCUACGUGUCUGGCAUACAGGCCUGCUCUGGCUCCAGGGACGAAAGCGAGGAGGGCCAUCGGGAGGUCCUAGCCAGAGCCGCGGCUCCCCCCGGCUCCGUCCGUCCGUCGCCCCUGGGGAGUUACUCCCCAGUGCACCUUCAGGAGGAGGCCGCCAGCAGCAGGACCUGCUCCACGUGCACCCCGAGCCCCCCGCCCCCUCACGACCUCUCCCGCUGCCCACAUAGCGCGGUGCGCACGGGGCCGCCGCACUGCACCCCUCCCCCCGCUGGCCUUGGUGCGAAGAGGGGGGUGGCGCCCCCCACCCUGCCGCGCCUGCACGGGGACGUUGUCAGCCCGCUGGGGUGCGUCAAGACUGGAAGCCUUGUGGAGGGAAGCAGGAUGCAGAAUGCGCACCACCUCUCCCCCCAGGCCUUAAAGUGGCGGGAAUACCGACGUCAGAACCCUCUUGGCGGCGAGAGACCGGCUGGCGUCUCCUCGUUGUCAGAUCCGCGCCGUCCUCUCCGACGCAACGUCUUCGAUUUCCCUUCAGCUCCCCGCUGCCGGCCGACGGGACACCUUCACGUCAAGCAGAUGCAGCAGAACUUGCCCCCAGAUUACCUGUCUCUGACUGAGAGGCCGCCCGAGGAGUUCUGCCUGUCCCCGGAUGCCUCCGCAGCUUCAUCCUUGUCCUCUUCUUCCGCCGCCUCGCGCUCACAGUUUGCCGUCAAUAUGACUCACAAGAGAGGUUUGGUGAAGGCUGUCAACACGGCAGUCGAUCUGAUCGUGGCUCACUUCGGUACGAGCCGAGACCCCGACGUCAAAGCCAAGUUGGGCAACAGCUGGGUGAGUCCCAACGUGGGUCACCUGAUCCUCAAGUAUUUAUGCCCGGCGCUGCACGAGGUACUGCAGGACGGCCUCAAGGCCUACGUGCUGGACCUGAUCAUCGGACAGCGCCGCUGUCAGCCCUGGAGCCUGGUGGAGGCCUCCACGCAGCUGGGUCCAUCCACGCGCGUCCUCCACAACCUGCUGAUGAAGGUGAACCAGUUCUCGGAGCUGACGAGCCACAGCAUGAGACUCAACGCCUUCAUCUUUGGUCUUCUCAACCUCAAGUCUUUGGAGUUCUGGUUCGGUCACCUCCUGACACACGAAGACAUCAUCGCCGCUCACUACAACACCUGGGGCCUGGUCCCGCUGGCUCAGGGUGCGUGUCAGCAGCUGUUCGGCGAGCUCCUUCUAUUGCUGCAGCCCCUCUCGCUUCUCCCGUUUGACCUGGACCUCCUGUUUGAACCCCGGCUCCUGGCGACGGGGCGCGAGCAGCAGAAGCGGCGCAAAGAGCUGCUGCGCUCAGCGGGACAGUCCACCACCAGCUCCACCCUGCAGCUCAUGAGGGGCUGGGGUGCCGCCGUCGGGGACAUGGUCACCGGGAAAGAGAGGGUGGCGAUGAGGCCAGAUGGCACCUGGCCCAGGACGGAGGCCUCCAGGAAGGAGAGUGUCCCGGUGGGGGUUGCUAACGGGGCCGAGGACAGAGUGACGGGUGGCCAGAGGAUGAAGGGAAUAGGGCAAGAAAGUGAGGAAAAGGACGUAGGGAAUUAUCCCCUGCGGAAGCACCCCGCAGCCACGCACGAGGGGCGCCAGCGUCAGGACCGCCAGGCUGGAUGGUGGUACCAACUCAUGCAAUCCUCCCAAGUCUACAUCGACCAGUCCGCAGAGGGUUCCAAGUUCGUCAAAACGGACAAGCGCCGGACGUCGGCCGAGCGCCGCCCUUGCCGGCUGCCGCCCGCCAGGGAGGGUGCAGUGGAGGGCGCCGAGUCUGGCUCUGGGGGACGGCCCUCCUGGAUGGGAAGCCCGCCCGAGUCGCUCCUCAACCAGGAGGUGACGGCGGUCCCAAGUCCGGCGACCAAAGUCCAGCCGGAGAGCGUUGCUCAGGGGCUGCGCUGGGGGCGGCUCUUCGGAUCCGCCGUUGGGUCGGCGACCAAGACAUACGCAAGUGAACUCAAGGCUAAAGCUCAGAAGAACAGGCUGCCGUCUGGUUGGCUCGGUCUGGACUCAUCGGUUUUGGGCCUAAUGGCGCAGACUAUCGGUGCUGGGGGCAGCCAAAAGGUAGAGGCGGCGCCCGCCAGGCCCCCGUCCGGUGUGGUUUCACCCAACGAGACCAAUGCUAGUGAGACUAAACUCUCAACAUGCAAAGUGCAAGCGUUGUGCCACCACAUCGCCACAGAGACGGGACAGCUCAGCUUCAACAAGGGCGACGUCCUCCGAGUGCUGAGCAAGGCGGAUCCCGAUUGGCUUCUCUGUUCCACGGGCGCCGUUCGGGGCCUGGUGCCCAUUGUCUACGUCUCGCUCUGCAGCACCGGGGAGAGCCAGGAUGCCAGCGGCUCCAAUGGUAGCGGCGGUGCCGGUGGCGCCUGCAGCGCUGGGAGUUCCGGUGAUGAGUCUGAAUCCGGCCAGUGAAGUCCCUCCACCCACGGUGAACAGGAAGUGACCUCCAUUGACCCACGUGAGCAUGCAACCCGCCAAAUAACCAAAACCCAAAGACAGCAACUGGACUGUGAUCAUGUCACCAAUAUUAUGGUUAUUAUUAAUAUUACGAUUGGUAGAUAUCGAUACACCAGGUUGGACUUGCUGUCAAUCACUCCCAUGUGUGGAGGUGGAUGGGGCCAUCAUGUAAUGUUGUGACAUUACAUGCUCCGUUUGUCCACUAGAAGAUUCAGCACAGGGAUGGGCAUCAAAUAGAUGAAUACGUAAUCAUGUCUUAAAUCACUGUAGUCAAACCGAUAAGAAUUGUCUUGGCUCCAUUCAAGAAACAAACGCGCAUCCUGUACUUCCUGUUAUGUCACUGGAGUUAGCCCUUGUAGCUUAGCAUGCUUUGCUAAAACCAUUGUCACGCUAACUACCUACGACGGAGUCUAGUUGCUUGCAACAGAUUUUUACCUGGCGAUCCCUCAACAAGUGUCUGAAUGUUCUUUAAGCACUAUUCCAAGCUAAUUAAAGCGCUACGGCAGAACGCCUGACGUCGAAAUGACUGAAGUCGUACAAACGUUCACAAUGAAGGAGACAAAGUCCAGAGUUUGUUAACAUUAGCUUGCCUGUGCUUUGUUUGCAAUUUACUCUGAAGGAGUGAGUUUUUUACAUGUUUGAUAUUUAAGACCGGGAGCCAAAAAAGAUGCCUCUGACAUCACAAAGAACUUAUUUUUAUGCCCGUAAAAUAGCACGUUACCCUGAAACAUUGCCCAGUUGACAAUUUGACCCAGGAUCUAAUUAUUUCGACGUUGGUGUUUCCGGUCUUGGCUCCCCACUGGUCUCCCGGUUGUCAUAGUCGCGGCUCAAACUAAGUUUUAGCGAGCUUGGGUCCUGAAGAAUAAGAAGGGAAAUUUGCACUGUUUGGACACUUUAUUGAUGGUGUUAGCCUCUUUGUCUGCUUUUCUUGUACAGUUGAAACUAUUUAAUAAUGCCAACAGUAUUCCAGUGUAAAUACGUCGUUUGCUAUCCGUUAGAAGAUUCCCCCAACCUGUAAAUCUCUACACCAUCUUCCUCUUGUGCAUAUGUAUGAUGCUACCCAGCUAAUGUGGCUAACUAAAGUGCUCUUGUGAACACGUGA
Syngnathus acus (greater pipefish) is the source of this 5898-nucleotide messenger RNA. RefSeq names its product RUN and SH3 domain containing 2 (gene rusc2). Gene Ontology annotation, cellular component: cytoplasmic vesicle. The record is from RefSeq and is a predicted model, not a curated record. The transcript is spliced from 13 exons. NCBI's taxonomy places the organism in Eukaryota, Metazoa, Chordata, Actinopteri, Syngnathiformes, Syngnathidae. Gene Ontology annotation, molecular function: protein binding. Bases 354 to 4751 code for a protein of 1465 amino acids.